GUUGUUUAGUCCUGUCGCAUGGUCUUGUUUGAGUGUUGCUCCUGCUACUGUUUGGAACAUAUGUUUGUGUAUGCACGUUCGUUUGCAAAAAGCACAGAGGCAAUCAAAUCCAUAACAAAACAAGCAAGCUAUUCUCAAGUUGUUAGUUAAAUGGGGUUUAAUAAUUUUGUUGUGUGUUAAACUCAUUUUGUAAUUUGAACGCUGCCGACGAGUAAACAACGUGUUUCCUGCAUGAAACUGUAGCACUAGUAAUCCAUUUCCUGCCGAUGAAAAGGAAGGGAGAAGUGUUAAGUGGAUAAGUGAUCGACUACGGUAUCAUUCACAGUGUGCCGUUCAAAUGGAAUUAGUUCAGCAGAAGCUUUUAAACUUGUGUGUAGUGUAAUCAAAAACAAAUAUUGAUUUUUGAAUAUUCAACCAUUACUUCGUGUGAUUGUGUUCAAAGUUCAUAAAUAAAAAUAAUGAAGUCUGAUUAUGCUCUAUAAUCAAGAAGCAUAAUAGUAGAGGCAGCCACGUGAUAUAUUUUUGCUAAUUAUUCUCAUAUGUGAGAGAGUAUGUCGUCACCUGAAGUGGAUAUUGACGUAAACGUAGUAUCUAGUCCGGAACCUAGUCCUCACGGACCAGUAGGUUCCGAAAGUCCUAAUGGGCAGCACACUGAUGAUGAGCAGAUAUCUUCGCUGGACAGUUCACUUUUCCAUAACAGUCAUCUAAAUCAUCAAUCGCUGGUUAGUCAUUUGCCACAUAACGUUACUAAUCAGCAUAGUUAUCAUUCCAUUGCAAGUGGCCUAAGCAAUAACAAUACGAGUUAUUCCCAUAGUCCAGAAUCUCAGCUUAGUCCUCCAAAGACACCCCCACCAUCAGAUUCUCACCAGCAAUCAACUGGAGUAAAAACUUCAACUUCGGGAUAUACUAGUUUUUCGAUCUCCAGUAUUUUAAACCGGCAUGAACCUACUUCGAAAAGACAUAUUGGCGUGAUAACGCCUAUUCCAUCACUACCACUUACGGCCGCGGCGGCUGCAGCUGCUGCGGUCGUUUCAUCAAAUGGAAAUCUCGCAUUGAAUGGUACUACUAGUCCGCAGGAUACAGCCAUGCUUACCAGUUUGGAAUCAAGAUUCAACUAUGACAACAUCGACAAUCUGAUGCAGAUGGCCAACGCUAGUUUACGCAACUGUCAACUGUAAACUGAUAAACUUCCUUCGGUUAGUAU
This is a messenger RNA of Wyeomyia smithii (pitcher-plant mosquito), 1204 nucleotides long. RefSeq lists its product as uncharacterized. The transcript has 2 exons. Lineage: Eukaryota; Metazoa; Arthropoda; Insecta; Diptera; Culicidae. The record is from RefSeq and is a predicted model, not a curated record. The coding region runs from base 552 to 1178 and encodes 208 amino acids.